AUGGGCGGGAGCGGCGGGAAGGGGCCGGAGCGGCGGCAGGGACCGGAAUGGGGCCGGAGCGCGGGAGGCGGGGCCGGGAGAUGGGCCGGGCGGCGGGGAAGGGCACGCGGCGCGGGUGACCGGGAGAUGGGGCGGGAGGGGGAGGCGCGGGCCGGCGGGUGGCGGGGAGCGUUGUCGGAGAGGGAGUCCGGCCGGGAGAUGGGCGGAGAGGCGGGUCAAGGCGGCGGCGGUGAGGAGAGCAAGGGGCCGGGCGGUGGGGGCGAGCCGGGGGUGAUGGGAUGGGUAGAUGGCCCUGACGGAGCGCGGUUGCGCGCCAAGCGUCGGAAUGGGGGCCGAGCUGGCGGGGGGGAGGGUCGGGAAUUUUCGGCCAGGAGGCGGGUGGAGGACCGGAGGGCGGCGGAGGGUAGGACGGGAGGGCAGCUAGCGGAGGGUGUGCGAGGACCGGGAGAUGGGGCCGGCAGCGGCGGGGGAGGGACGGAGAUGGCCCUAGGGAGGCGGGGUGGGCAGGACGCGGAUGAGGGCGGACGGAGGGCCCGCGGAGGCGGCCACUAA
This is a messenger RNA of Chelonoidis abingdonii (Abingdon island giant tortoise), 552 nucleotides long. Lineage: Eukaryota; Metazoa; Chordata; Testudines; Testudinidae. The record is from RefSeq and is a predicted model, not a curated record.